Ambispora leptoticha is the source of this 1548-nucleotide messenger RNA. Lineage: Eukaryota; Fungi; Glomeromycota; Glomeromycetes; Archaeosporales; Ambisporaceae. The record is from the annotation of a GenBank genome assembly.
AUGGAAAUCGAUCUCUUGUCCAUUAUCCUACUCUUCCUGAUUGUUUUAUUCACCUUUCUAUCGAUACGAGACGCACCAAGUCCCGAUGUACACCCACUUUUACUCACUUCACAAUCGGACGUAGCGCGUGUACGCUAUCCCGAAGAAACUUCAGUUUACAAGUCUUGUCAGGCGCAACACGGGCUAUCCUUUUUGAGCUCUCCAAAUAAAUACGUUAAAACUGUUGUUGAUUUGUUUCAGAACGGCGCGUCAACAGGAGGGAAUUUGUUUGGGAGUCGAAAAGAGAAAGUGAAUGAAAGAAUCACGAAUUUUGGAUCUGGACUGAUAAAAUUCACUGAAUUAUCGCCUCAGAAACACGAUCUAAUUGGAAUUUUUAUGGAGAAUCGACCAGCCGCUGCACAUUACAGCUUGAUCUCAGUAUCUCUAUCCUCCAGUCGUCCACUUCUUCAAGAUAUAAUCAACGCAAUAAAUAUCACAGGACUCACCACGAUCAUAGUGUCUCCUGAAACAUUGCCCAUAAUAUUUUCCGCGUCACCUGCUGCUAAAACUCUAAAAUAUAUAAUUUUAGCUACGACAGCUACAACAUCUGUUAGUUUAGAUACUGAACAGAAGGCUAGAUCUCUAGGACUUGAGUUGAAGACUUUUGAGGAUAUUGAAAGAUUGGGUAUUGAGAAUAAGAUUGAACGUGAACCACGAGCAAUUGAACUUACGCAUUCGAAUAUUGUCGCCAGUGUAGCUGGUAUUACGGCCGCUGCACCAACAGCACAUAAACUAAAAUCCUCAGAUGUACAUUUAUCAUAUUUAACUUUAGCUGUCACUUUUGAGAGAACCUUUGUCGCAGCACUCUUAUUUGCGGGAGCAGCAAUUGCUUUCCAUAGUGGUGAUACCUCCAAAAUCUUUAAUGAUGCCCAAGAGGUAAAACCUACAGUGUUUACAAGUGACCCACAAUUCCUAACAAAGUUCCAAGAGACAAUCUUGCAGACGUACGGAAAUCGCUUAUUCUUCAAAAAGGCACUCGAUGCAAAAUUGAGUUGGUUAAAAAAAGGAAGAUUGGUGGGAAACUCAAUUUGGGAUGCACUGGUUUUAAAAGACGUGAAAGCAAAAUUCGGGGGACAAAUUCGAGUUAUUUUUUCUGCAACAGGACCUAUUUCACAGUCUACACUCGACUUUCUUCGUGCUACUGUCGGAUCUCAGGUUAUCCAAACAUACGGACUGACAGAGUGCACUGGAGUAGUUGCCGCGAAUAGUUUUUACGAUUACCAGCCGGCUAAUACGGAUAAAUCUAGUAUUUUGGAGUCACAUGUUGGACCUCCUCUCCCGUGUAAUGAGAUCAAGUUGAUUAAUUGUGAAGCCAAAGGAUAUAAUGUCGAAGAUAUACCUAAUCCCAGAGGCGAAAUAUGUGUGCAUGGUCCUAACGUGAUGAAAGGAUACUACAAAAAUACGGGAGAAACGGCAAAAGUAAUUGACUCUAAUGGAUGGCUUCAUACAGGCGAUAUUGGCAUGAUUCUUCCGAAUGGCACUUUAAAAAUAAUUCACGUAAACUGGUAA